GCAUGCUCUCACUCUCACGCCAUUAAUAGCGCUGCAGUGCAGGCAAAGGCAGCCACCACUUCCAUACGUUUGGUUGCUCGUCGAUUAACUAGAGCUAGCUGCUAGCUCCCUCGAUCGAUCAGCCGCAUCAUCUCAUCAAGCAAGCAUGAGGAGGAUACAGGUACACCCUUCACGAGGCGGCGGCGGAGGAGGAGGAAGCAACUGCCGCGGGCGGCCGGAUGAGCCGGUGGUGUACACGGUGUGGAAGAGAUCUAGCAUGGGGUUCCAGGGCACCGAUGGCUUCUCCGUCUACGACUCCGCCGGCAGCCUCGCCUUCCGUGUUGACAACUACUCUCGCCGCCGCAAGGCUUUCGCCGGCGACCUGCUGCUCAUGGAUGGCCACGGCACACCUCUGCUCUCCCUCAGGCCACAGAUCCUCAGCCUGCACAAUCGAUGGAACUGUUACAGAGCACAAGAGGAACAAGACUCGGACAAGACGAGUUCACCUUCAGUGUCACAGCAGCAAGUGUUCUCCAUGAGGAAGAGCUCAGCUCUUCAGAGCAGUGACGAAGCAGAAGUCUACAUGUCACCAAGCAGUGAUCAUCAUCAUGGCCAACCUGAUGCUUCUUCCAGCCCCAGCCCCAGCCCCAGCUUCCGAGUCGACGGCUGCUUCUCCAUGAGGAGCUGCAAGAUCCGCCGGAGCAACGGCGAGGAGGCGGCGCGGAUCUCGAGUAAGAACGCCAGCGUGGCGUCGGUCAGGCCGGCCGUCAGUCUCGGCGACGACGUGUUCAGCCUGGUCGUGAGGCCAGGCGUCGACGUUGCGAUCGUGAUGGCCAUCGUCGUCGUCAUGGACCGCAUCUGCCGGAGCUACGCACCAAUGGCGUGCUCCUCAUCUGCUGCUACUUCAGUUGUUCAUAGUGGGUGCCCGGCGAAAAAGGCUCUUCACAGUGGAGAAAUCGUCAAAUUGAAGGAAGACUACUGUCUCAUACGCAGCAGUAGUAGUUUGCUGUAAAUUUAUACACCCUUCACUUUUUCUUUAAU
Messenger RNA from Oryza brachyantha (malo sina), 1020 nucleotides. Its product is annotated as protein LURP-one-related 8-like. NCBI's taxonomy places the organism in Eukaryota, Viridiplantae, Streptophyta, Magnoliopsida, Poales, Poaceae. The record is from RefSeq and is a predicted model, not a curated record. Bases 146 to 991 code for a protein of 281 amino acids. The transcript has 2 exons.